This is a messenger RNA of Klebsormidium nitens, 1659 nucleotides long. NCBI's taxonomy places the organism in Eukaryota, Viridiplantae, Streptophyta, Klebsormidiophyceae, Klebsormidiales, Klebsormidiaceae. The record is from the annotation of a GenBank genome assembly.
AUGGGACCGGCCAGCAUUAUUCCGAACCCCCGCAAGCAGCGGGCGAAGUAUUAUGUGAACCCGAACACAGACAGCGAGCGCAGCGCCUACCUUCGGUGUGAAUUCCCGAUCGAGUACGGCCGCUCCCCGCUGCAUGCUUACACAGCAGUGCUUCGCGGCUACGUUGGGGCAGUUAUGCCCUUGCACAUCAAGACACCGAUUUCGCGUCUGGAAGCUGAGACAGCUCGACGCCCACUUGAUCAGUACAACACCGAACUGAUGACAGUCACGACAGAUAUCUUCGACCGCAGCGUGCGCGCGCUGGCUAUGCCGGCUGCCCCGCCGCGGCCUAUUAGAAACCCCGCUUUCCAGCACAUCCGACCCCUGGACCAGAGCCUGAUCGACAAACGGGCCGUCCUGGACGUCGCUGGACCGGGGCUGGUAGUCAUUGAGCUAUUCACCGGCGUGAUGGCCACCACAGAGGCGCUGGUGCGCAGUGGCCUGAAGGUUCGGAAGGUCUACGCUUGCGAGCUGGACAAGAAGGCACAGAAGGGAUUUUCGAGAGCGGCCAGCGAGGCCAAAGGGUUGCGCGACCCGCGCACCAAGCUGUUUACGGAGGCCAUUCGGGUAGUGCACACUGUGACCAGUGUCCACGGACCUUGCGCCUACCUGUUUGAAAACGUCGACGCCAGCGAUCACCCGCAGGCGGACGUUCGCGACGAGUUUAAUGACGUCGUCAAGGGGGUCCUUGGACCAGGCUUUGCAUUUGACGCAGUUGCCGCGGGCUCGCUCGCCCACCGCAACCGUCGCUGGUGGACCAACCUAGUCCCCAGCCCGCUCAUUACUGAGAUGGUUGAGAAGCGCUUCAAGCAGCGCCCCGAUUUUCGCCGAGUUCAGGACAUUCUGGAACCUGGCAGGACCGCGCAGCGAGUCAAGCACUCUGGUGCGCCGGGUCGACACCGCGUGAAUGAGACAGGACAGCCACUUCGGGCUCUUUCCACUUUCGUCUCUCUGCGCGGGUCCCACGCUUACCGCGUCGGGAGCCACAGCAUGAUUUUAGCCGCCAAUGGCGAGCAGGAAGAGCCGACCGCCCUAGAGCGCGAGCGCGCUAUGGGUUUUCUGGAGAACAGCACUCAGGCUGGGCCACCGAUCACUGAGUCGGACCGCCGGCGCUUGCUGGGAAGCACGAUGGACAUGCAUGCCUUGACCUUCCUGACACAGCCGCCUGGCACAGCGUCGAGUCGACCGCCAGCAGCGGCUGGGGGGGGGAGAGGCCAGAUUGGCACACCGCAGAAAGAUCCUGGCAAGGAACAGCCAGAGGGGGAUCCCCCGGACCUCCCGGACUUACUGCCGUCCGAGGAAGAGUCCGAGAAGCUCGACUGGGGCUUAGGGGGGCGAGGCGAUCUUACGCCUGAGCAGAAGCAAGCUCUUGAGGACUUGAUGGACGAAUUUCGUGACGUGCAAGCAGCCGAUAUGUCCGAAAUGUCCACAAUCAUCGGGAAGAGGUUCAAGAUUCCGGUUACGGAUGAUACACCGAUUUUCAAACACCAGUACCGGCUCGCUUACGCCGAGAAAGACAUUCUGAAGGACCAGGUCGAAGAGCGCCUGAAGUGCGGCUUUUUUCGCCGGUUCAGUGUCCCCAUGGGCCUCGCCUACAACCAUGCCGCCGAAGAAGGAUGA